Messenger RNA from Andrographis paniculata, 654 nucleotides. RefSeq lists its product as uncharacterized. The record is from RefSeq and is a predicted model, not a curated record. Lineage: Eukaryota; Viridiplantae; Streptophyta; Magnoliopsida; Lamiales; Acanthaceae. The transcript is spliced from 2 exons. Gene Ontology annotation, molecular function: structural constituent of ribosome. The coding region runs from base 99 to 398 and encodes 99 amino acids. Gene Ontology annotation, biological process: translation. Gene Ontology annotation, cellular component: ribosome.
AUGUGAAACGGCAACUGUAGCCCUAAGAUGAAAAGACGCCGUCUUUAAGCCCUAACGAGGCAGAACGAAGGGAUCGGAAAAUCGAACUCCAAUCGGAAAUGAUACUUGCGACGGCGAAGCGAGGAUUGGGGAAUUGCUCUCUGGGUUCGCAGCUACAGCAAUGGCGAGGCAUCCGUGUGAAGGUUCUGAAUAAUAAUUUGGAUCACGCGUUGGCUAUUAUGCAGAGGAAGAUGCAGUCUAGUGGGAUGGAACGCUUGAUUAAAAGCGAGCAGACAUGCCAUAUUAAGAAUUCCGAGAAGCGUGUUCUGGCCAAGAAGAAUUUGGAGCGGAAGCUUCGCUCGCAGGACCUCGCGCGAAAACUCAAAGCGAUUCUCGUGCAGAAAGUCAGGGGUCUGUGAAACUCAGGAGCUAUUUGGUGCCCGGCGUUGCCCUGUUACUUUCCAUGUCAGCAUUGUAUGUAAGUGAGCCAAAACACCAUGACUGGUUUUCUGAAUUCUUUGGUUAUGGUUGAAUUAUAAGUGGUGAUGGUGAAAAUAUUGUCUCGACUAGUCCUAUGCUAGUUUUCCAUACAAAGUGUUUCAUUUUGAUCACAUAAUUGUGCAUUGUUUGUCCUCCCAAUUGAACCAGGCAUCUCUCAGAGAAUUUUCAAUGGAA